This is a messenger RNA of Paramecium pentaurelia, 177 nucleotides long. NCBI's taxonomy places the organism in Eukaryota, Ciliophora, Oligohymenophorea, Peniculida, Parameciidae. The record is from the annotation of a GenBank genome assembly.
AUGUCAAAGGACUCAGUUGCUAAUAUCAGAAGCAAUGUUUGCAAGACAUCUAUUUUAUUAGCAAAAGAGAAAGGGGGAAAUGUAGUUGAGCCAUUGAAAAAAGUUUUAUAAUCUCUUUGUGAUGAUUAAGAUGCAGAGGUUAAAUAUUAGGCAAAAAGUGCUUUAGAAUCAUUAUGA